AUGGAACCACCACGGGCGCUUCUCUGCGGUCAGGAUAUCUUGCCCGAAAAGAGCUCUUUUGUUGGAGUUUCCGUUUCCGAGACAUUUGACGAUUCCGACGGCGAGGACAGCUGGAACGGGUCUAGUUUUGGCGACGGGAUGACCAGCUUGAUGGUGUCGAAGUCUGCGUCGUGGGGCUCGACUGCAGUCGGCGGACCCUGGGCUGUGGGGGUUACGUCAUCGGCCAGGGAGAACGGCUCGGGUGCUGGAGUUGGGUCGAUCUUGGGCAAAUCGAGCGGUUUCUUUGCUGGCGGGGGUCUUCUUCGCAACGACAAGUCCAAUGGCGGCCGUUGCAACGGUCUGGGCGAUGUGAAAUUGAUCGGUGUAUUGUCCUCGACCGCAGCUUGUGGAGGAUAG
Molecule: messenger RNA, 396 nt
Organism: Ogataea philodendri
Lineage: Eukaryota; Fungi; Ascomycota; Pichiomycetes; Pichiales; Pichiaceae
Exons: 2
Coding region: 1-396 (131 amino acids)
Source: RefSeq, a predicted model, not a curated record